AUGACAGAAGCCACGCUCAAUCUGUACGCCUGUCAGGUACGGCCGGAACCACAACUGUGGUCUAUUGCUCUUGGUUGAUUGUCGUCGAAUACGGUCCUAAGUUAACUUGUGCCAUCCGUUAUGCCUUACCGCAAGAUCGAGGAUUCUAUCAUCCAUGUAGUGCCUAAUGAUUACACCGUGGAAGACUUCAUUGAAUCAAGGAUUACAGCUCCUGGAAGAGAGUGGCAUGAUCACCUACCAGACAUCAAACCAUUCUACGCUGUCAAGUGUAAUGAUGAUCCUAUUUUGAUAAGGCUUCUUCACAAGCUUGGAACCGGCUUUGACUGUGCCAGCAGGAAAGAGAUARAGACGGUGCUUGGAGUGGGUAUUCCUUCAUCGGAGAUUAUUUAUGCGCACUCCUGCAAAAAGAAGUCCAGCAUUUCAUGUGCAACAUUCUAAAGGAGACGUUGAACAAGAACUUUCCUCCCGAAAGUGGAGUCAAGUUCAUAGCCGAACCUGGUCGUUUCUUUGCUUCUGCAUCCUACACCCUGGCAGCCAUCAUAACAACCAAAAAAACCUGCGUCAAAGAAAACUGCAAGGAUGAAGAAUAUCCAGUUUCUUUCUCCAAAUAUGAGCCCAAAAAGGGUUUCAUGUACUACAUAGAUGACGGCAUUGCAAGUUCGUUUACUGAGUCAGUCUGGUUGCCAGGUUACGAGUACAGCAAGCCUUUCCCCCUAAAGGAGUCUAAGGGGGAGCCGCUAUUUCCCAGCAGUAUUUGGGGUCAGACUUGCGCCAGUAUGGACUACGUGACCAAAAAUUGUAUUUUGCCAGAGAUGUUUGCUGGAGACUGGUUGUACUUCAAAAACAUGGGCGCGUACUCCAGUGUUCAUGCCAGUGGCUUUAAUGGCUACACCACCAAUAAACAUAAAUACCAUUUCAUCCGACAAGCAAACUGGGAGAAAGUAAGCAAGUACUUCAAGGAGUUCCCAGUUGAUUUUCUUGAAUAAUUAAUAUCUAACACUUUAAACAUCCAUACUUAUAACUGAUUUUUCUGAUCUUUAUCUCUAUCAUUCCAUCUCUUAGCCUGUACACCAAUCGUGGAGUAUAGGCCAUCAACAACAUCUGAAAGCCACAGAGCCCAGUUCUAUCAUUGCAUAGACCUUCGUAGAAAUUAACCUUACCUAAUAUUUUUGCAAUUCACCUUUUCGGCGCUAGCUUGGUUUGUGUUACGGUCACCAAAAAGUUCGGACAUUGUUCUCGGAUUUCCAUACAAAUUCACUGACUUUAAAGAAAAAAUUUAGGUAGAUUUCUUUAGUUAGC
Molecule: messenger RNA, 1299 nt
Organism: Actinia tenebrosa (Australian red waratah sea anemone)
Lineage: Eukaryota; Metazoa; Cnidaria; Anthozoa; Actiniaria; Actiniidae
Product: ornithine decarboxylase
Cellular component (GO): cytoplasm
Molecular function (GO): ornithine decarboxylase activity
Source: RefSeq, a predicted model, not a curated record